UCCUCCUCCUCCUCCUCUUUCGUCUCCUCCUCCUCCUUCUUCGUCUUUGUUUCUCUCUCUGUUUCUCUCUCUCUCUCUGCAGACGAUUGGAGGCCUCGCCCUUCGCUCCUCGACCGCAAAUCCGCCGCCGUUUCCUCCAUUGACGCCGCAUUUCGCACUUCCCUUCUGGUCGGAAGCUUGGGGGGAGAGAACCGAUCGGGGCGGGGGUUUUGAGGCGAUCUCAUGAAUGUUGGGGCCGUACGGCUUGAUUGCGACCUGCGAGUGACGAAUCGCUUGGCCCUGCUGCUGUUGACCUUCUGCCUGCUGUCGAUUCUGGAGACCGCGGCGUUGGAUUCGGGGGAUUCGAGCGGGGGCGGCGGGGAGAUGGGGUACCUCAACUCGAUCAUAUCGACUUCGGGCCAGCUUCAUGCCGAUGAAGCCCCGGUCAGCGGCGGGGGGCUCAGUCAAAAUGGGAAAUUCAGCUAUGGUUAUGCAAGCUCUCCUGGGAAAAGGGCUUCAAUGGAAGAUUUCUAUGAGACAAGAAUAGAUGGUGUAGAUGGGGAGAUAGUUGGUCUUUUUGGAGUUUUUGAUGGUCAUGGGGGUGCACGAGCUGCUGAAUAUGUGAAACAAAACCUUUUCAGUAAUUUAAUCAGGCAUCCAAAAUUCAUCUCUGAUACCAAAUCUGCUAUAGCUGAUGCAUACAGCCAUACAGACUCUGAGUUCUUGAAAUCAGAAAAUAAUCAGAAUAGAGAUGCUGGGUCAACUGCUUCCACUGCCAUCCUUGUUGGUGACCGGUUGCUUGUUGCCAAUGUUGGAGAUUCUAGAGCCGUGAUAUGCAGGGGCGGUAAAGCUAUUGCUGUUUCUCGAGACCAUAAGCCAGAUCAAACAGAUGAGCGUCAACGCAUUGAAGAAGCUGGAGGAUUCGUUAUGUGGGCUGGUACUUGGAGAGUUGGAGGUGUUCUUGCUGUGUCACGUGCUUUUGGGGAUAGGCUUUUGAAGCAGUAUGUGGUGGCUGAUCCUGAAAUUCAGGAGGAGAAGAUUGACAGCUCACUCGAGUUUCUCAUUCUUGCUAGUGAUGGGCUGUGGGAUGUUGUCACAAAUGAGGAGGCUGUUGCAAUGAUCAAGCCAAUCGAAGAUGCAGAGGCAGCAGCAAAAAGGCUUAUGCAGGAAGCGUACCAGAGAGGGAGUGCGGAUAACAUUACAUGUGUCGUCGUCCGUUUCUUGGCCAAUCAGGGGUGUUCUUCUCAAAGCAGUUCUAUGUAAUCUCGCAUUCCCAUGCCGCUACUCGCCCUGCAGAAUUUCUACCACUUUUGGUAAUACUCUGAUGCUGAAUAAAAAGCACUGGUCAAUUAACUUGACAUAGGAUCUCUUCGGUAGCGUAAUACUAAGGUAAAGAUAGCCCUAAGAUGAAAAACCUUACCAGACUGCUAAUGUGCAUAUCAGCAGCUUCUAGAAUAGAACCAUGUGUGGAUUUAGUAUGUGUACUUCGAGUCUUUUAAUCUAGAUAGAAAAUAUUCUUGAGUUGGAGCUGUUAUGUCUGUAACUUGUAAAUGUGUUCCAAGUUCAGUCCCUCAAUAUAUGCUCUUUGUUCUUUCCCCCA
This is a messenger RNA of Syzygium oleosum, 1579 nucleotides long. RefSeq names its product probable protein phosphatase 2C 59. Gene Ontology annotation, molecular function: cation binding; protein serine/threonine phosphatase activity. Gene Ontology annotation, biological process: protein dephosphorylation. Gene Ontology annotation, cellular component: cytosol; nucleus. NCBI's taxonomy places the organism in Eukaryota, Viridiplantae, Streptophyta, Magnoliopsida, Myrtales, Myrtaceae. Bases 223 to 1242 code for a protein of 339 amino acids. The transcript is spliced from 9 exons. The record is from RefSeq and is a predicted model, not a curated record.